UCGACGCGAGUCACGUAACGACCCGCAACUGCUGCAGAUUCGCGCAGAGAAUCAACAGAUGCAGAGAAAAUAGAAAGUUUAAGAGAGAGGUUACUUUAGCGAAUGAAACUGUGAAACCAAAUCCUUAACAAGCUAUUUUUGGUGGAAGAAGUAUAGCAAUUUCGAUGAAGAAAAAGAGCAAGAGGUUGCUUUCUUGGGGGCAAGUUUGGCCAGAUCCUGAAGAAAGAGAUAUGGAAGAUCGCGGUGAUGAAGAGAUUGAGAAAUUUUCCAAAGAUGAUAGAAGCUAUUUCAGUCUUACAGGUGAAAUUCUCCCUUCUCUUGGUAAGAACGCUGUCUCUAAUCGCCGAAUUGAGCUCCGUCGCUUUAUCAUCUCCCCCUUCGAUCCUCGUUACAGAACAUGGGACACUUUCCUGGUGUUUCUAGUUUUCUACACGGCUUGGGCGUCUCCUUUUGAAUUUGGAUUCCUUGAGAGGCCAACCCGUGCUCUUGCUGUAACUGAUAAUGUUGUUAAUGCAUUUUUCACUGUCGACAUUGUUUUAACCUUCUUUGUGGCAUACGUCGAUAAAUCUACUUAUAAUCUCGUUGUCAAUCGGAAGAAGAUUGCUUUAAAGUACGCAAAAACCUGGUUGGCCUUUGAUGUCAUCUCUACCAUUCCUUCUGAACUUGUGAGGUCUAUAUUGCCUAGUAAACUUCAAUCAUAUGGAUAUUUUAGCAUGCUUCGCCUUUGGCGUCUCAGGAGAGUUAGUCUCUUCUUUGCAAGAUUGGAAAAAGAUAAGAACUAUAGCUACUUUUGGGUUCGGUGCUUGAAGCUCAUUUGUGUUACCCUUUUUGUAGUUAACAUUGCUGGCUGCUUUUACUAUCGGCUUGCUUUCACUUAUCAUGACCAGGCAAAUACAUGGAUCGGGUCCGUGUGGGAACACUAUCAGACCCAGAGCAUGUGGGUCCGUUAUGUGACAUCACUUUACUGGUCAAUAACCACACUCACUACUACUGGCUAUGGUGAUCUGCAUGCAGUAAAUGAAAGAGAAAUGAUAUUUGUAAUGUGCUACAUGAUGUUUGAUCUUGGAUUGACAGCAUAUUUGAUUGGAAAUAUGACCAACUUGGUAGUCCAUGCAACUAGUCGAACCAGGCAAUUUAGAGAUACUAUCCAAGCUGCAUCAAAUUUCGCACAAAGGAACCAACUGCCUGUUCGCCUGCAAGAUCAGAUGGUUGCUCAUUUGAGCUUGAAGUACAGAACUAAUUCAGAGGGUUUGCAUCAGCAAGAGACCAUUGAUUCCCUUCCAAAGGCCAUUCGAUCAAGUAUUGCUAACUAUCUCUUCUAUAACUUGGUAAAUGAGGUCUACUUGUUUCGUGGGGUAUCAAAUGACUUACUUUUCCAACUGGUUGCAGAGAUGAAGCCAGAAUACUUUCCUCCUAAAGAAGAUGUGAUUUUGCAGAAUGAAGCACCCACAGACAUGUAUAUUCUGAUCACUGGUGCUGUGGAACUUGUCGUGAAAACAGGAGGAGUUGAGAAGACUGUUGGAGAGGCAAGAGCAGGAGAUGUUGUUGGUGAGAUUGGUUUGCUUUGUUACAAACCACAAAUGUUCACAGCUCGGACAAAACGAUUGAGUCAGCUGCUGCGCAUGAACCGUACUGCAUUUUUAAAUAUUGUACAGUCAAGUGUUGGAGAUGGGACAAUAAUUAUGAACAAUCUUCUUCAGCAUUUGAAAGAGUUGGACAAUCCAGUGAUGCAAGCAAUUCUGGCAGAAACGGAGCGCAUGAUGGCUCGUGGGAGUCUGGACCUUCCUCUCACUUUGUGCUUUGCAGCUAUGAGAGGUGAUGAUCUCUUGUUGCAUCAGUUACUUAAACGGGGUGCAGAUCCAAAUGAAUUAGAUGAGAAUGGGAGAACUGCAAUGCAUAUUGCAGCUUCAAAUGGGAGUGAGCAUUGCGUAAUCCUCCUAUUGGAGUAUGGAGCUGAUCCUAACAAAAAAGAUUCAGAAGGCAAUGUUGCCCUUUGGGACGCAUUACUGGGGAAGCAUGAAUCCGUCAUCAAACUUCUUGUAGAAAAUGGUGCAACCAUGUCUUCUGGAGAUGUGGGUCAGUUUGCAUUGACAGCCAUUGAGCAAAAUAACUUGGAUUUGCUCAAGGAUAUUGUUAAUUAUGGUGGAAAUGUGACGCUGCCCACAAGCAAUGGAACUAUAGCACUCCAUACAGCAAUAUCCGAAGGAAACACUGAAAUAGUUAAGUUCCUUUUGGACCAAGGAUCUGAUGUUGAUAUGCCGGAUGUUCAUGGAUGGACAGCGAGGGGUUUGGCAGAUCAUCAGGGUCAUGAAGAAAUUCAAGCUUUGGUCCAAACAAUGCAAAAGAAGGAGAAAAAAACAGUUCACACAGUUCGAAUAAAGCAGCAGGGGAAGCUGUGUCUUGAGAAGCCUAUUGCAAGGUAUAGUAGUGAACCUGCAAUUCCUCCAUGUUCAAAACAGGAUGUUCUGCCACAAACCCCUACAAUGUUAUUGCCGGAAACUCGUCAGAGGAGAAGGGCCGACACUUACCAGAAUUCGCUUUUGGGAAUCAUGUCAGCUGCUAAUACUGGUGAGAGUGAAAUAAUUACAUCUCCAACUGGGACUGCUGGUAUUACAAGUUUUAGCAAUCAAGCAAGAGUGACCAUUAGUUGCCCAGAAAAAGGUGAAGUUAAUGGAAAGCUUAUUCUGUUGCCAAAGUCACUUGAAGAACUGCUUGAUAUUGGUGCCAAAAAAUUUGGAAUCAUCCCCACCAGAAUUCUAACGAAAGAAGGGGCCGAAAUCGAGGAAUUAGAGCUCAUUAGAGAUGGUGAUCAUCUUGUCCUUGUUAGCAAUGCGGACACCAGAACGUAAAGAUGCAAUUAUGGGUGACCACGCAAUUGAAGAUUGGGAUCAUCACACAAAAAUCAUAUAUAUCAGCUCCUGAACCCAAAAAAAAAAAAAGAAAAAAAGAAAAAUCCAAGUUUUGCCACAUGUCCUUGGAGUUCUAAACUUGUUCUCUCUUUUCCUUUCAUAUUUUAUCAGAGUUUAUUGUUGUAUAAAAUUUGAGGAAAGGGUAUAGAGAGAGAAUAGAACAAUUGUGAGAUGCAAUUUAG
Manihot esculenta (cassava) is the source of this 3091-nucleotide messenger RNA. RefSeq names its product potassium channel AKT1. NCBI's taxonomy places the organism in Eukaryota, Viridiplantae, Streptophyta, Magnoliopsida, Malpighiales, Euphorbiaceae. Gene Ontology annotation, cellular component: membrane. The coding region runs from base 165 to 2849 and encodes 894 amino acids. Gene Ontology annotation, biological process: transmembrane transport; potassium ion transport. The transcript is spliced from 12 exons. The record is from RefSeq and is a predicted model, not a curated record. Gene Ontology annotation, molecular function: voltage-gated potassium channel activity; protein binding.